AUGAACGUACCGGCGUUUGCCUGGAGUACCUUGCUUCCACCGGAACCAGAGGUUGACCCCCAGCUCUACGAUGACUUGGUAUCUAUAUGGUGUCAGGCGCUCGUAGAGGCGAGUCUAGUUCCAGAAUGCGAGCUCGUUGCAAGUGCAUCAGCGCUCUUUCGACGAGUCGCGUCUCGGAGCAGCGACGCAGGAGGGAACUCCAGACGACCCGCGCCUGCGUGUGCACCACAGAUUCUUUCAGCACUGGUUUCCAAGGGCAAGUGCUUUUUUAUGCCGAGAACGUGGCCUGAGGACGUACUGCGCACUGCGCUUGCGGGGGGUCCACUCUUUGAGCCACCCGUGCAGCUCGGAGAGGCGCCAGCGAACGCGCUCAAUGCCCGUCAGCCUGCCGCUGGGCGUUUCAGCGGAGUACCCCGUUUAUGGCGUCGACUGCGAACCAGGAAACAGGAUGCUCUUGUUCAAGCGUUUCCCACGGCAUCCAUCGAGCCCGAGCAAAUGUUAUCGGAAACAUAUCGCAUCGUCAUGGUAGACGCAUUGGCGUCUCGAUGCAAAGACGUUUGUGCCCGCCUCGAAGAGGAUCGAGAACGAAAUCCGCGAGGACUCUAUAUUCUGGAUGAGUUUUGCGACCGGUUCUGCGGCAGAUUCGUAGAGGAUGCUCUGGCCGUGCUCAUCGCGCUAUCGGUUCAGGGAUCGGGGCGACUCUGUGCAGUGCGGUACGCCACCGAUCCACCGGUUAUCGGGUUCCAGUAUCGUGCAAGGUCGAUCUCCGAGACAGAUCGCAGCAUUUUGGCCCUUGAUGCAGUGCGUUCGAAGCUAGCCAAGCGCUCUAAUGCCUGGAAACGAGUUGCUGUAGAGAGCGAGGCCCAGGCGCGAGAUAUUUUGGCGGGGUUCCGCGGUCGACUGACAGCGAACGCUAUAGGCGACGGUGCCGCUGGGCACGUAAUCGUUACCCGCUCGCUGGCGCAUGCACGUGAGCGAGCGGCGCCUCAUGUGCGACGUAAGCUCCUCGCAGAGCAUCGCAUACGACAACUACAAGCCGCAAUAGAGCAAUUGGAACGAACGAUCUGGGCCAUGGAGCAGGCACAGGAUAACGCGAACGUCAGUCGCGCGUUGGGCCAUGGCGUGCGUCACGUGAAAUCCAUCCAAGAGCGGGACACUUCGGUGGAUACGCUCUCGGGAACGCUGGACGAUUUGGCGGAGGUUUUGGAAACCAACGCUGACUUUACGCAGGCUGUAUUGGAUGAAGCGCAGCUCGAAGGCCUUGACAGAGACAAUGACGAUGAGCUCGACAAACAGCUAGCGCAUCUACUGGACGCAUCUGGUGAAACUCGGGUAUCCGAGCAGAAACAGCUGAAAGAGGUAGGCACUCGGAGUCUUUCCAUGCGAUGUGCUGCUCGGGAAGCGCCUGCGGGAGCUGACGCUCGACCGCCUCUCGAGAAGAUGCGAUCGACCGGGCCAGAAUCACCGCGACGUGAAUUGCGUCCAACAAUGACAGAGGAUGAACAAGUCGAGGAUCUGGAAGGCACGCUUCGAAGUGUAGAUCUCUCUCAAUAA
Cyanidioschyzon merolae strain 10D is the source of this 1554-nucleotide messenger RNA. RefSeq lists its product as hypothetical. The record is from RefSeq and is a predicted model, not a curated record. Bases 1 to 1554 code for a protein of 517 amino acids. Lineage: Eukaryota; Rhodophyta; Bangiophyceae; Cyanidiales; Cyanidiaceae. The transcript has a single exon. Gene Ontology annotation, biological process: vacuolar transport.